Staurois parvus is the source of this 840-nucleotide messenger RNA. The record is from the annotation of a GenBank genome assembly. NCBI's taxonomy places the organism in Eukaryota, Metazoa, Chordata, Amphibia, Anura, Ranidae.
AUGAUGGAGAACCAUUCACCCGUCACAUCACCGGAUGGAUCCAGUAAUGGGAACCCACCAGAGAGAUGUCCAAGUCCUCUGUAUUCCUUGGAUUCAAUUCAGGAACGUAGCACUAUCCUGCGCUGUUACCAGUAUAAAAGGUUGAAGCAUAUUACUGAAGUGAAAAAGGAAGCUAAAUCGACGUCUUUAAAGGACGAAAAGCCAUGUAAGGUGGAGGAAGUUCCUAGAAAGAUCAGCCCAGACACCGGAGACACGAGAGAGACUCUGAGAAGCAUCAAAGCUAAGGAGGAGGAAGAAGUAAAGGUGAAGAUUAGAAAUGAAGGAAUUCAUCCAGGAAUCAGCACAGACACCGGAAACACCAGAGAGACUCCGAGAAGUAUCCAAGCUGACAAUGAAGAAAGACGUUUGAAGGCUAAAAGGAAAAUUUUAGAGAUUGGCAUGGAUGGACGAUACAGAUGGUACAACACCGAAAAAUAUCCAGACAGUGAAAUUGUAGAUGAUGACAUCACAGCCUACGUGGCAAAAGAAAAGGCCAUGGCGCCAAAUCUUCAGGCAGUAGGCUACAAAGUGGAGAAGCCGUAUUCAUGUCCCGACUGCGGGAAACGCUUUACUCAUGAAAAGUAUCUCAUCAUACACUACAGGAGUCACUCGGGGGAGAAGCCGUUUUUUUGCGCUGAAUGCGGGAAGAGUUUUCCGUACAGAUCCAGCCUUGACAAACAUAAGAUAACUCACACAGCGGUGGGCGCCUUUCCUUGCCCGGAGUGUGGAAAACGUUUUCGCGCCGGAUGGAUUUUAGCUGCACAUCAGCGAGUUCAUUCAAGUGAAAAUGUACAUAGAUGA